Messenger RNA from Neogale vison (American mink), 1488 nucleotides. It is a transcript of the gene TH, whose product is annotated as tyrosine hydroxylase. The record is from RefSeq and is a predicted model, not a curated record. Gene Ontology annotation, molecular function: tyrosine 3-monooxygenase activity; iron ion binding. Gene Ontology annotation, cellular component: cytoplasm; axon; perikaryon. Lineage: Eukaryota; Metazoa; Chordata; Mammalia; Carnivora; Mustelidae. Gene Ontology annotation, biological process: response to hypoxia; response to ethanol; dopamine biosynthetic process from tyrosine. The transcript has 13 exons. Bases 1 to 1488 code for a protein of 495 amino acids.
AUGCCCACUCCCAACGCCGCCUCGCCACAGGCCAAGGGCUUCCGCAGGGCUGUCUCCGAGCUGGACGCCAAGCAGGCCGAAGCUAUCAUGUCCCCGCGCUUCAUCGGGCGGCGACAGAGCCUCAUCGAGGACGCCCGCAAGGAGCGAGAGAAGGCGGAGGCUGCGUCCGCCGCGUCCUCAGAGCCCGGGGACCCCCUAGAGGCGGCAGUUUCCAAGGACGAGGACGGGAAGGCCACGCUGAACCUUCUCUUCACGCUUCGCGGCGCCAAGACCGCGUCCCUGUCCCGGGCCGUGAAGGCUUUCGAGACGUUUGAAGCCCAAAUCCACCACCUGGAGACCCGGCCGGCGCAGAGGCCACGGGCAGGGGGCCCCCACCUUGAGUACUUUGUGCGCUGCGAGGUACCCAGCGCUGACCUGCCUGCCCUGCUCAGCUCCGUGCGCCGGGUGGCGGAGGACGUGCGUGGCGCCGGGGAGAACAAGGUCCUCUGGUUCCCGAGGAAAGUUUCCGAACUGGACAAGUGCCACCAUCUGGUCACCAAGUUUGACCCUGACCUGGACUUGGAUCACCCGGGUUUCUCGGACCAGGCGUACCGCCAGCGCCGGAAGCUGAUCGCGGAGAUCGCGUUCCAGUACAAGCAUGGCGACCCCAUUCCCCGUGUGGAGUACACGGCCGAGGAGAUCGCCACCUGGAAGGAGGUCUACACCACCCUCAAGGGCCUGUACGUCACCCACGCCUGCCGGGAGCACCUGGAGGCCUUCCAGCUGCUGGAGCGCUUCAGCGGGUACCGGGAGGACAGCAUCCCCCAGCUGGAGGACGUGUCCCGCUUCCUGAAGGAGCGGACAGGCUUCCAGCUGCGGCCGGUGGCCGGCCUGCUGUCCGCCCGGGACUUCCUGGCCAGCCUGGCCUUCCGAGUGUUCCAGUGCACGCAGUACAUCCGGCAUGGGUCCUCUCCCAUGCACUCGCCCGAGCCGGACUGCUGCCACGAGCUGCUGGGGCACGUGCCCAUGCUGGCCGACCGCACCUUUGCUCAAUUCUCCCAGGACAUCGGGCUGGCCUCCCUGGGGGCUUCCGACGAGGAGAUUGAGAAGCUGUCCACGCUGUACUGGUUCACGGUGGAGUUCGGGUUGUGCAAGCAGGACGGCGAGGUGAAGGCCUACGGCGCUGGGCUGCUGUCCUCCUACGGGGAGCUCCUGCACUCCCUGUCUGAGGAGCCCGAGAUCCGGGCCUUUGACCCCGACGCCGUAGCCGUGCAGCCGUACCAGGACCAGACCUACCAGUCCGUGUACUUUGUGUCCGAAAGUUUCAGCGACGCCAAGAGCAAGCUCAGGGACUACGCUUCCCGCAUCCAGCGCCCUUUCUCUGUGAAGUUUGACCCGUACACGCUGGCCAUCGAUGUGCUGGACAGUCCCCAGGCUGUCCGUCGGUCCCUGGAGAGCCUGCAGGACGAGCUGUACACCCUCACGCGUGCACUGGGCGCCCUCCGCUAG